AUGCUAGAGACGGACCUCCUACCCAACGCCACGCACCAGGAGACGCGAGUAUUUUACCUCAAGAUGCGGGCGGAUUAUUACCGCUACAUCGCGGAGUUUCACCCAGAGAUCUCGGAGUGCAGAGAGAAGGCGCAGUGGGCCUCUCAGGAAGCCUAUGCAGCAUGUCAGGAGGGUCUCUCGCCAACGCACCCCAUUCGCUUGGGAAUGUGCCUAAGUCAAGCGGCCUUUCACUACGAGAUUCUGGGGCAGACUUCGGCGGCUGUGCAGAUGGGCAAAAAAGCGUUGGACGAGGCACUUACCCAGAUCGAUGACGUCCCUGAAGAGCACUACAAAGACGUGGUCCUCAUCAUGUCAGUUCUGCGAGACAACCUCGCAUUGUGGACAACCGACAUGCAAUCCUGUUGA
Molecule: messenger RNA, 405 nt
Organism: Symbiodinium necroappetens
Lineage: Eukaryota; Dinophyceae; Suessiales; Symbiodiniaceae
Source: the annotation of a GenBank genome assembly